UCUGACUUUAGCUGCUCCAAAUCUAGUCUCUCUCUCUAGUUUCUCUCUCCUCUCUCUCUAUCUCUGAGAUGGCAGGACCGGGAAAUGGCAGGAGUUCCACCUCUCUCAGCGAUAGAGAUGAUAGGGUUGGAGAAAUCGAUCUCUCUCUGAAAUUGGAGGAGGAGGAAGAAGAAAGGCAUGAAGUAGAAGAUGGUGAGAGAGGAGAAUUCGACGAGAGUGAAAAUGGAGGAGAAGAAGAUCAAAAGCAAUCUAUUUCACAGAGAAAGCAGCUAUCUGUUUUGCAGAUCGAAAUGGUGCGCAUGAAGGAGGAGAACAGGGUGUUAAGAAUGGCAGUUGAUCAAACUUUCAAGGAUUAUCAAGAAUUGCAGAUGAAAUUUGCAAGCAUACAACAAAAUAGAAGAGAAGAUAUGACCCCUAAAGAAGAAAAGGCCCAAAUAAUGCUGCCUAUAAACACUAGCCCUGGGGGGAUAAUCGACCGGAAGUCUUCAAUCAAAUACAUAAACACGAUUGAGUCAUCAGAUUUGAAAGGUGGCGAAGAGUUAAGCUUAUCACUCGGGAUACCAAGCUCUGAGAAAGAGACGCAAAAGAGAGAAGAAAAUGAGAGAGACAAAGACGAAGAGAUUGAGGAGAAUUUUCAGAUGAAUGGAUGGCUUCUUCCUAAUAAGCUUCAACAGCGAGAGAUUACAGAGCUUGUUGCACCACCAAUGGCCCCUAGGAAAUCCAGGGUUUCAGUUAGAGCAAGAUGCCAGGCACCCACUAUGAAUGAUGGAUGUCAAUGGAGGAAAUAUGGGCAGAAGAUAGCCAAGGGGAACCCAUGCCCCAGAGCCUACUAUCGCUGCACAGUGGCACCUGGCUGCCCAGUGAGAAAACAGGUACAAAGAUGCUUAGAAGACAUGUCCAUCCUCAUAACAACCUAUGAAGGCACCCACAACCACCCUCUACCAGUCGGCGCCACUGCCAUGGCCUCCACCACAGCCGCUGCCGCCACUUUCAUGCUCCUCAAUAGCCAAGCUCAACCCUACCCACCACAAAACAACUUCCUCUCUCAAAACCCUAACUCUAACCGUGGCGCCAUCCCUCCUUCAUCUUCCGAAGGCAUCGUCCUUGACCUAACGAGGCCUCAGCCUCCCCACUUUGACAUGGGCUCGAGCCCAUAUCUCAGCUCGGUUCAUUAUCAGGGUUCAAUGGACCAGUGCUUAGUGGACAAUGUGAGUGCAGUGGCUUCGGACCCCAAGUUUAGGGUUGCAUUGGCUGCUGCGCUCUCUUCUUUCAUGGAACAAGGCAGUCCGGUGGACCGAGCAGGCCAACCGGUCUUCGCUGAGCCAACCCGGACCCAGCGUUUGGAGUAGAUGAGCCACGUUUAAGGUGUUCAUGCAUGGAUGUAUAUUGAAAGGAAUACAGCAAGAGGCCCAAUAUGUCUCUAGCAUCAUUUGAGAGGUCUCUAUGAGGUCCGUCGUCUGUGUUUUUUAAGGAUGAUUAAAAUUUGUUGCGAUUGUUGUUGUGAUUUCUACAUUUGCGUAUGUCCCUAUGCUUUUAAGCGGGAUAUCAUACUAGUCGAUAGUCCCUAUGCUUUUAAGCGGGAGGCAUAUCCUCGGUAGAGCAGGACAUGAAUUCCAAAUGUAACACCGUGCCCUAGAAAUUAAAAUGACGU
Molecule: messenger RNA, 1651 nt
Organism: Amborella trichopoda
Lineage: Eukaryota; Viridiplantae; Streptophyta; Magnoliopsida; Amborellales; Amborellaceae
Product: putative WRKY transcription factor 9
Biological process (GO): regulation of DNA-templated transcription
Molecular function (GO): sequence-specific DNA binding; DNA-binding transcription factor activity
Source: RefSeq, a predicted model, not a curated record